AUGGCUGGCGCAUUAAGUAGAGCGAAGGAAACUUUACCAAAAUUUAAAGAUUCUGAAAAGGAGAGUGAUUAUGGAUACGUAUUUGCCGUCUCUGGUCCAGUCGUGACCGCAGAACAAAUGACGGGAACUGCUAUGUAUGAGCUGGUCCGGGUUGGUCAUGAGGAGCUUGUCGGAGAAGUCAUUCGUAUAGAUGGCGAUAAAGCAACUAUUCAAGUUUAUGAAGAAACUUCCGGUUUAACUGUAGGUGAUCCUGUAUUAAAAACCGGAAAACCUCUUUCCGUUGAAUUAGGACCUGGUUUGAUGUCCAAUAUAUACGAUGGGAUUCAACGACCACUAAGGGGAAUUCGUGAAAUUUCUAAUAGUAUUUACAUUCCACGUGGAAUUGCCACUCCUGCAUUGGAUAAAAAGUUGCAGUGGGAUUUUGAACCUUCUAACUUUAAGAUUGGAGAUCACAUUACUGGUGGUGAUAUCUACGGCAAAGUUUAUGAAAAUUCUUUAGUGAACGAUCACUACAUUAUGUUGCCACCCAAAUCUCUUGGUACCAUUACGCAUAUCGCAGAAAAGGGAUCUUACAGUUUAGAGGACAUUGUGCUUGAAACUGAAUUUGAAGGUCAAAAGUCUAAACAUUCAAUGAUGCAGCUUUGGCCUGUUCGAUCACCUCGCCCGGUUACCGAAAAACUAACUGCUAAUUUCCCCUUACUUACCGGUCAGCGAGUUUUGGAUUCGUUGUUCCCGUGUGUGCAAGGUGGUACUACUGCUAUCCCUGGUGCUUUUGGGUGCGGGAAAACUGUAAUUUCUCAAUCUUUAUCAAAAUAUUCUAAUUCCGAUGUCAUCAUAUAUGUCGGAUGUGGUGAAAGGGGCAAUGAAAUGGCUGAAGUAUUGAUGGAUUUUCCAGAACUUUCAAUAAAUAUAAAUGGCCGUCAAGAAUCUAUAAUGCAACGUACCACAUUGGUGGCUAACACUUCAAAUAUGCCAGUGGCCGCUCGUGAAGCGUCUAUUUAUACUGGUAUUACACUCUCGGAAUAUUUCCGUGAUCAGGGCAAGCAUGUUUCUAUGAUAGCAGACUCAACUUCUCGUUGGGCUGAGGCCCUUCGAGAAAUAUCUGGUCGUUUAGCCGAAAUGCCAGCAGAUAGUGGUUAUCCUGCAUACCUGGGCGCUCGGUUAGCAUCUUUCUAUGAACGUGCUGGAAAAGCUACAUGCCUUGGAAAUCCCAAACGAGAAGGAAGUGUCACCGUUGUAGGAGCUGUCUCACCGCCGGGUGGAGAUUUUUCAGAUCCUGUUACUACAGCAACGCUUGGUAUUGUUCAAGUGUUUUGGGGUUUAGAUAAGAAACUUGCUCAGCGCAAACAUUUUCCAUCUGUAAAUUGGUCUUUGAGUUAUUCAAAAUAUCUCAAGGUUUUAGAAAGUUACUACGAAAGCACAGAACCUGAAUUUAUUUCUUUAAGAGACAGAACCAAAGAAAUUCUUCAAAAGGAAGAAGAUCUUUCAGAAAUUGUCCAGCUUGUUGGAAAGAGCGCACUGGGAGAAGCAGACAAAAUUACAUUAGAAAUUGCUAAGAUCAUUAAAGAUGAUUUUUUACAACAGAACGGAUACUCUUCAUACGAUCGCAACUGCCCAUUUUAUAAGACCAAUUGGUUGCUUAAAAACAUGAUUGGAUUCUAUAAUUCGUCUACUCAUGCUGUCGAGGUCACAAAUGGUGAAAUAACAUGGGCGAAGAUCAAAGAAAGGAUGGAUGACCUUUUGUACAAACUUAGCUCUAUGAAAUUCGAAGAUCCUGCAGAUGGUGAAGAAGUUCUUCGUGAACGUUAUCAAAAGCUUCACACGGAAAUUCAUGAAAGAUUUAGACAAUUACUUGAGUAA
This is a messenger RNA of Dentiscutata erythropus, 1860 nucleotides long. Lineage: Eukaryota; Fungi; Glomeromycota; Glomeromycetes; Diversisporales; Gigasporaceae. The record is from the annotation of a GenBank genome assembly.